GAGUUUGAAAGGGGUUUCAAACAGUUACAAUUUACAAUUGAAAAGAGAAUAAGAAUUAAAAAAAUCAAUAAUCAAGAAAUCCUACGUUCCAUCACAAGAAAUUAUCAUCUUCAUUUUCUGUCUCGUUCCAUGGGAAGAAUACUUACAAUCAGAGAUCUUAUAGGAUUCAUCAAAGACAAGGCAUCACUAUUCAAAGCUGUCUUAGUUCCGAAAUCAACCACUCUCUCUCUCCGCUUGGCGGUCCUCCGAGUCACCACCCACUCUCCUCCGGCUCCACCAAAUGACGGCCAGCUUUCCACCCUCCUCCUCCUCGGAGACAGCUCGCGGGCCACAGCCUCCGCCAUCAUUGCAACCCUCAUGGACCGCCUACACCGAACCAGAAACUGUAUUGUUGCGUUAAAGUGCCUUGUGACCAUUCAUUACAUCAUCAAGCAUGGCCCCUUCAUUCUCCAAGAUCAGCUUUCAAUUUUUCCAGUCUCAGGCGGGUUUAAUUACCUAAAACUAUCGGCUUUUCGCGAUGGUGCCACCGCCACCAUGUGGGCCCUCUCUGUAUGGGUCAGGUGGUACGCGCGUUACCUGGAAACCCUACUUUCCAGUUCUAGGGUUUUAGGCUAUUUGAUUUGCUCAUCUUCUUCCAGCACAGUUAAAGAGAAUCAAGAACAGAGAAUUCCGUUUUUCUUGAACGCUGAUUUGAUCAAAGACGUCGAUUGUUUGGUUGGACUGGUUGAGGAAAUGUGCGAAGUACCAAAUUUUCUCCUACUUGAACAUAACAUGCUGUUAAACGAGAUCAUGGGAUUACUGUCUAAUGACUAUUUAUCAGCCGUUCAUGAAAUUUUAGUAAGAAUAGACGAGUUGAGGGAGAGGUUGAGUUGUCUGAGUUCCUGCGACUUAACGGAGUUAGUACGUGCUUUGAAGAAAUUACAAGAUUGUAAAGAAAAAUUGUUGGCGUUAUUUUCCCCAAGAACGACUUCAGUCGAGACAUUAUGGGGUUUGAUUGAGGAAUUAUAUGGAAGGGUUGAGAUGUCAAAGAUGUACAAGGAGAGUGAAUUGCUGGAUUUUGGAAGAGGAAAGGCAAGUGAGUCGGCUCGCCUUGAACAGCGAGUUGUAAAUUCUGGUGACUCAGUGCAAUUCCAAUCAGGUAGAUUUUCAUUCUUGGUCCAAACAAAUUAAUUUGUUACGUAUGGUGAUAGUUGUACGUCAACAGAAGAACUCUUUAAAGUCAAAUUUUAAUCCAAUCAAGUACCAGCAGGUACCUACUCUUUUUAUC
Molecule: messenger RNA, 1267 nt
Organism: Olea europaea var. sylvestris
Lineage: Eukaryota; Viridiplantae; Streptophyta; Magnoliopsida; Lamiales; Oleaceae
Product: putative clathrin assembly protein At4g40080
Exons: 1
Coding region: 130-1170 (346 amino acids)
Biological process (GO): vesicle budding from membrane; clathrin-dependent endocytosis; clathrin coat assembly
Cellular component (GO): clathrin-coated pit; clathrin-coated vesicle
Molecular function (GO): SNARE binding; phosphatidylinositol-4,5-bisphosphate binding; clathrin heavy chain binding
Source: RefSeq, a predicted model, not a curated record